Messenger RNA from Peronospora matthiolae, 405 nucleotides. The record is from the annotation of a GenBank genome assembly. Lineage: Eukaryota; Oomycota; Peronosporomycetes; Peronosporales; Peronosporaceae.
AUGUCCACGACGUCUUCGCCCGUUGCCGCUCCUCCGUGCCUCAAGACGCCCCGAUCGGUGCAGUGCCUGGCCUUGUCGCCUCGCAAACGCAAGUUGAGCGCUACUGAGGCGGCCUCCCCCACGUCCCUGGACGAGGUGGCCACCAAUGGCAAGUGCAAGUGCAAGACGCUCGGGGAGCACGGGAUCUCGCCCAAGAAAAAGAUCAAGGUCGAAGACCGAGGCAGCCACAGCCACACCAGCAGCUGUGACCUGCUCAAGUGGGAGAGCCACGUCGUGCCUGGCACUGUCGCCAGUGCUCUGGAUCUGGACGCCAUGGAGAUGGCUGAACCCAUUUCGCUCUUGGCGGAGCCAGCAGGCGACCUCCCGUCGGACGAUUUGGAGCUGUUGUGUCGCUUCUUGGCCUGA